Messenger RNA from Sitophilus oryzae (rice weevil), 650 nucleotides. RefSeq lists its product as uncharacterized. Bases 166 to 615 code for a protein of 149 amino acids. The record is from RefSeq and is a predicted model, not a curated record. The transcript has 2 exons. Lineage: Eukaryota; Metazoa; Arthropoda; Insecta; Coleoptera; Curculionidae.
CUACUACUGUAAACACUUGAGUAUUGUACCAUUUCCAGUUUUACUUAAUUCUGUGAAGUUAAAUAUUUUUUUCCAGAAUCAUAUAUGCAGAUAUAUUAAAUUUGACUAUGAUUUUCAGUAUCAGUGUUAAAUGAGGAAACAGAUGAUGUACUAAAUUAUAUUGAAAUGGAAAGCUCAGCAGAAGGAUCUCUCUAUGAAAAUUCAUCAAUGUUAACUGAUUUUAAUGCUUCAUCACGUUGGUCAGAUAAAGAAACAAAAUUAUUAAUAGAGCUGUUUAAAACCAAUUUUGAGAAAUUAAAUGACAAAAAAUAUAAAAGCAAGUCAAUCUAUGCUGAAAUUUCUAAACAUUUCUCAAGAUUUACAACUGAACAAGUGGAGAGCAAAAUAAAAAAUCUAAAAAAGAGUUAUAAAUCCAUUCUUGACAAUAACAGUAAAACUGGUCGAGGGAAAAUCACUUGGCCAUAUUUUACAAGUAUGAAUGAAAUUUUUGGUCGAGACCCGGAAAAUAGCCCAAUGAGUAUUGCAUCAAAUACCUUGGGAUUUAUUAAAAGUCCUGAUAGUCAGGAUACUUCAGACAGUGAAAAUAUAUCUGAAACCCCUAAAAAAAAAAGGUAAAAAUUGGAGAUUCUAGAAAACUUUUAGGACAACCU